CUGUCAACCGCGACUGUUUCAAAAGUUUUGCGCAAGCAUUUUCUAAAACCGCCGUGAAAAUUAAAAAAAAAUUGAUUGAGUUUGAUCGUUUUUAUUCAAACGAUUUUUACUUGUUUUCGUCAGCUGGAAAUGCUAUUUUGAAUUUGUCGGUAAAAUGUUUAGUUUCAGCAAAAAGGCUGCUCCCGUAAAGCGAGACAUAAAACGCGAUCCAUCUGAGUUUGGUCUGUUCGGAAUAGGCGACGAUAUAGAUGACGAUGGCAGUGAUAUUGAUAUUGAUGGAGAUGAUGGUGAUUUAGAGGCAGAACUGGCUGCGAUCGCUUCUGGGUCUGGGGUUGGUAAAAAACCCAGGCAGAAGCCGAAAUCGAAAGGUGGCAUUGUAGCACCAGAAGCACUAGAUGCUAUGGUGGCAGCCAGCCUACGGGAUAUCGGAAGUGACGAAGAGUUCUCCGACGAUGAAGAUGAUUCGGAUCUGAUGAAUGAACUUGCGGCAAUUUCUAGCGGUGUGGUCGAAGAAGAAUCGGAACCGGAUAGAGCGUCACCACCAAAAAAAGCUGCCUCUUCCGGUACUGCAACGAAGGAUCUGAUUAAAAUGAGAAUUGAGAUGUAUGUCACAGCGGAGGAUAACGCGAAAAAGGCGGGUGAUUCGGGUAAAGCUAGGCGAUUUAAUCGAGGUUUAAAAACGUUAAAGGAUCAACUGAAACAGGUAGAAGCUGGGAGAUCGAUGGAUCCAAGUGAAAUACCACCUGAAGUUAGCGUAAAAAUGGCAGGGACAGUAAGUCCAAAACCAGCAACUCCAAAAGUGGAAGAAGCAGUCGAUACCCCAGCAAUACCCACUAGACGUGCUCCUGCUCCUCCACCAGGUGGUACCAUUCUAGAACCUGAGCUGUCUAAUUCGGUUUCAUUACCGCCUUCUGAUCCAGCCCCGGUGUUUGAGUCCACCAGCACUAUAAAACCACCAGAAAAGAAAGAAGAAUUGACGGGAAAUCCUCAAUUAGUUAUACUAAAUGAAAGGAAAAAUCAGUAUAAAGUAGCUGCUUUGGAAGCGAAAAAAGCGGGGAAUACAGAGAAAGCAAUAAGAUUUAUGAAAACCGUCAAGCAAUUCGAUACGGUAAUACAUGCCUUAGAAAACGGUCAGGAAGUUGACUUGAGUAAGAUGCCACCGGCACCAUCCGAACUUGAAGAAAGAUCGCCAGCUGCUGCACUUGCUCCACCAGUACCUCCCCGAAGGGUUCGAAAAGAGGAAGAUGCCACCCAAAAGGAUGCCAUUGUUGUGCCUAUCGUAACCUCUACAGUAGAACCAAAUCCGGAUUCGCAAGAACCUGAAGAAAAAGAGGAAGAGGAAGUUCUCAUACAAGCAUCUACUGUUUUGGAAGCUCUACAACAGCGCCUGGACAAGUAUAGGUCAGUCGAAAAGGCGGCCAAAGACGAAGGGAAUGCGUCCAAGGCACGCAGAAUAGGUCGAAUCGUGAAACAGUAUGAGGAUGCGAUUAAGAUGCACAAGGCAGGGAAGCCAAUCCCAAUAGACGAACUACCGACACCGCCCGGUUAUGCGCCAAUUCCAGUGGAUCAACCAGCUAAGCCACAACCAGCUCCAUCACCAAGGCCUGUUUCGAAAGCGGCGAGUGUAAUUCCUGCGGUUGCACCAGUAGCAGUUCCAGGUUCUAGUAAAGAAACAAAGUCGGCUCUAACCCAAAAUGAAAAGCAAAUUGCAGUGCUAACAUCGCGCCUUAAGGAAUAUCGACAGGCAGCAGUGGAAGCCAAAAAGGCAGGCGAAUUAGAGGAAGCCAAGGAAUACAUACGAAUAUACAAAGGCUUGGAAAAACUGAUUGAUACCGCUCGUGGUGGGAUUCCGAUCGAUAUGGCCACCAUACCGAUAGCUCCAGCGAAGCGAAGCUCGUUGGAGGAUUCGUUCACUAUUGUUGCUCAGGAAGAUUGCACUGCGGAGGAUGAUGCAGAUGUGGAUCUGAACACUCGUUUGGAGGAGCAACUCUCGAAACAGUUGAUAAUGUGUAAGAAUACCAGAGAUCACCAUCGAGCUAUGGGUGACGUUGCUGGAACGAACCGAUUUGAAAAUCUGGCCUGUAGUGUACAGAAGGAUUUGGAUUUUGUUAGGUUAGCUCACAAGAAAAGAUUACCGGUGCCUAAAUUUCACUAUGAGUUGAAGGAGUUCAACGUGGUUAAAUGUAAUACGGAUUUAUCGGAUAAUGAGAUUGAAGUGACGGUGGUGAGAGGCAUUACAUAUAACGUUCCUAAUCCGAAAGAAAUCGAUACUUAUGUGAAGUUGGAGUUUCCUUAUCCACAGGACGAUCCGUUCAAAAUUAAAACCGCCCUCGUGCGUGAUACGGACAAUCCAGAGUACAAUCAUCGACAGAGUAUCGAAAUACAGCGAAGCCAGCGGGCAUGUCAACGAAUUUUCAAAAGACAGGCCGUCAAGUUUGAAGUAUUCUCGAAAGGGUGUUGUUGGGGUGCUGGAUGCUGUUUUCGUAGUUGUGCCUCGCGUUCGUCAAGAUUUUUUUCAUGCUCCUCCUGUUUCAGAGGUUUCCUACGCUCGGAUACGCUGAUUGGAACGGUCACGGUCAAAUUACAACCACUGGAGACGCAAUGUGAGAUUCAUGAUUCGUUCCCGCUGAUGGACGGACGCAAAACGGUUGGCGGUACACUGGAAGUGAAAAUACGUGUUCGCAAUCCGAUAGUGACAAAGCAGAUUGAACAGAUUAAGGAAAAGUGGCUGAUUGUCGAUGCAUGAAAAGAACUGCCAUCGAUGGGUGGCAACCAACAGAUACCGGUGCGGUGAAAAAGUCCAAACAAAGGAGAAAAACAUUCAAUUGAAUCUGCAUUGUAUAUCGGGAGCGGUACAACUGCAACGCUUAUUUAUAUUGGAACGAAAGUUAGUGGGUGCUUUUAAAAGCCAUAGCCAGAAACAAUCGAGAAAGCGCUUUAAAUAUUUGUUGAGUUUUAGAGAGCUUGUACAACGCCGGUUGUAGUGAAAAGUUCAGCUACGAACUGAUUUCUGAUUCUACAUAUUGUGAUAGAAUACUAGGAAUAUCAAUAAAGAGGUAAACG
Molecule: messenger RNA, 3063 nt
Organism: Topomyia yanbarensis
Lineage: Eukaryota; Metazoa; Arthropoda; Insecta; Diptera; Culicidae
Product: coiled-coil and C2 domain-containing protein 1-like
Exons: 6
Coding region: 155-2746 (863 amino acids)
Biological process (GO): regulation of transcription by RNA polymerase II
Cellular component (GO): nucleus
Molecular function (GO): DNA-binding transcription repressor activity, RNA polymerase II-specific; RNA polymerase II cis-regulatory region sequence-specific DNA binding
Source: RefSeq, a predicted model, not a curated record